AUGUCAGAUAACACAAUUCUGUCCUUCAACGCCCUACAAGUCGCCAAUGAGCAGCGAAAUGCCUAUGGAUUGCGGUACAAUGACUUGGCACGAUAUCGUAAACAUUGCGCCAAUCGCACUCAUCGUCUAAGGUCGUCUCUCAAGGCCACGCACGGAAAAGGGAGGGAUUUCAAGAAGCUACCACCCCUUAAUCUGGACAUUGUCAAAGAGGGACACCUCCAUUUGCUCUUAUUUGAAGCCGAGAGAGCAUGGGCGUACUCGCAGGAACUAAUCGCCCAUUCACUAAUGCCUGCUAAUGAGGCAAGGGCCAGCAGUCUGCGACACAGUGCUACUGGAAGAUUCCGCCGCUCUGUUAGUUGGUCAAACCAGUUGCUCUCCCUUUGCCAAUCUCUCCACGCCACUUCACGCAUGUCUGCGGCUAAUCUCGUUCAAGUGAUCGCCUACACUGUGAUAUUGAAUGGACGUUUCCUUCGCUACCGCGAUGACUUUGAAGACGCUCUUGCUCAGCUUAGUGUCGCAAGAAACCUCCUGGACGAGCUAGCAGCAACGGCAGUCACAAGUCGUGAUCAAGCUUUAUCGAUUUUGUUUUCAGACGAGAUUGGGCCAGAGAUUCGAUACUGUGCGCAUGAGCUUGGUCGCGCCAAGGCGUACGACGUGGACGGCAUUGUAGCGGAUUUGGCCCCAAAGUAUAGGAACAACAUCGUGGAGAACUGUGUCACUCUUAUUGCAAAUCUGCACUCAGAAGGCCAAGCAGCAACGCAAAGCGAGAUCAGAAAGAAACUCAAACAGUUGACUUGGGAGAACGAAUUGGUGCCAGUGCGGAAUCCAGAGUUGGUGGAUGUCCUUCUAAAGGUGCAGGAGGCCGAGGCAAGGCUUGAUGGCCGAGAGCAAGGCAGUACGUCCACAGGUCCUAGUAAGCAACCCGUCAAGUCCAAAAAAGGGGUUGCUGCUUAUGACACGAUCCUUCUGGCGCUGAGUGAUGCCGAGGAACUGGCAAGAAAACUUUCAGAGUCGCAUCAGCUUGAUAGUGCAAGCCAGGGUCCCUCAUCAAGUAGUGGCCGUGACAUUCAUUUUGUCCACGCAUAUAUCCUUUACCAACUCCUAAUGCGUCGUACUCAGCGCGAUCUUCUACUCAUCUCCGCCCUGUUGGCUUCCCAGUCUGGAAAAGGGAGCAGUAGCGCCAUCUCCGGUUCUGCCGGCUCGAAAACAGAACCAGUCGACAACCGACUCUUUCCUGCGGUGGUAAAACUUUUGGACACCGUUCUACAAAGUCUUGGCCAAAUGAGAACACUGACUGUAGUCGACGAUAGCCCUGACUUGGCUUCUGCAAUUGACGCACGCUUGUCAGUAACCAAGGCGCGAAGAUGUCUUUUCCUAGCUCGGUGUUAUACGCCACUUAAGCGGUAUGCAGAGGCUCUUGUCCUCCUCCAACAUGCGAACAUCCACGUUCGCGAAACGAGGUCGACUCUGUCACUGUCUGACAACGAUUCAUUGAAUGUGGCGAACCCACAGUUUUUCCCACUUCGUGACGCCGAUAUAGAUGCACUUGAAGCCACUCUUGUCGCCGACGGUUUGCAAUAUAAGCGAGAUUGGUUUGCCUACAAUGGCGGGGCUGUCAAUGCCGAUCCUCAACAAUACAAGAAACCACUAUUUUUCAACAUAGCUUUGAACUAUGUUAAACUGGAUAUGGACCACCUGCUCGAACGUGCUGGUAAACAACCAUCGCCAGUCCUAGGUCCUGUGACGGUUCAGCCAUCAGUGAUCAAGCAUGAGGUUGUCCCCGAGAAGAAGCAGGUUAGCAAGGCAAAAGUAGAGGAUGUCAGGGCUUCCACCCCCGAGCCAGAGGCACCUGCUCGCGGCGGUCUUUCUGGGUUGUUGGGAGGUUGGUGGGGACGUAGUUCAUGA
This is a messenger RNA of Laccaria bicolor S238N-H82, 1905 nucleotides long. RefSeq lists its product as uncharacterized. The coding region runs from base 1 to 1905 and encodes 634 amino acids. Gene Ontology annotation, biological process: SRP-dependent cotranslational protein targeting to membrane. The transcript has 6 exons. Gene Ontology annotation, cellular component: signal recognition particle, endoplasmic reticulum targeting. NCBI's taxonomy places the organism in Eukaryota, Fungi, Basidiomycota, Agaricomycetes, Agaricales, Hydnangiaceae. The record is from RefSeq and is a predicted model, not a curated record. Gene Ontology annotation, molecular function: signal recognition particle binding; 7S RNA binding; endoplasmic reticulum signal sequence receptor activity.